AUGCUUUGCUUCUGUGAGCAUUGUUCACAUUUUAGUCUGCAAAAAGCAUUAUUACAGCUGCUUGUACUCAUAAUGUUGUCCAUGCUUGCAAGAAAGGCCGCUUCCAUACACAAUCAACGUUUCAUAGUGAAGUUGAGUGCAUUCAAUUUAUGCUGCAACUCUCUCACUACCGUUCCCAAUAAGGAUGAUGGUGCUUCUGCCAGAACACUAUCCGACCCACCUUCUGAGUAUAAUUCUAGUAGCAGCCUUCAUCUUUCGCCGUUUUUGUCCAACUUCAAUCACCCCUCGAGUGGAUUUGACAUUGAGCUUGUCGACCAUGAUGCUUGGGGGGUCUCGUCUGUGGUGGCACAAGCCUGGCGACAAGGGGAUUUGCCUGCAUCAGAAGAUAUUUCUUGUGGUCAGCAUGUCAUUGAUGAAUCCCUUGAUUCUCAUUCCGCGGAUGUUGAUGGUGAACUUGAUUUUGAAGACAUAGACAACAUGAGAGUUCGUGGCAGUCUGUUCUAUAAGCUAGAGCGUAGUUCCAUGGAGUUUGAAGAGUAUAAUCUUGAGUUUCACAAGAAGAAAUCAUCCAAGAAGAAAAACAACAAGACUGACUUAAUCAACAAAGCUAAAGAAGCUAAAGCUAAAACAAAACCAAAUGUGACUUCCAAGGAUCAGAAGCUUCCCGGAGUUAAUGAUUUUGGAAGAAACGGUAAAAGUGUUAUGCCCCGGAUGGACAAUGUGACUUCCAAGGAUCAAAAGCUUCCCAAAGUUAAUGAAUUUGGAAGAAACAGUAAAAGUGUUAUGCCCCGGAUGGACGAAAUCAGUGACGUGUCUCCUGUGAACAAGAGACAGAGGGUUCCCACUUUUAACCAGCUUACAGGUCCUUAUCAUGAACCAUUUUGCUUGGACAUUUAUAUAUCGAAAGCCUCUGUUCGCGCCUGCAUUGUUCAUAGGGUCACUAGCAAGGUGGUUGUUGUGGCACAUUCCAUUUCUAAGGAUCUCAAGUUUGAUCUGACUUCAACCAAGAAUAAAACCACAUGUGCUGCUGUGGGGAAAAUUCUGGCUCAAAGAGCAUUGGCUGAUGAUAUUCAUGAUAUUAUUUACACUCCAAGGAAAGGAGAAAGGGUGGAGGGAAAGCUUCAGAUUGUUCUUAAUUCCAUCAUUGACAGUGGCAUUAAUGUGAAGUUAAAGAUUAAACAGCGAAACAAGAAGAAGUCUUUCAGCUCACAUUUUAACUAG
Molecule: messenger RNA, 1221 nt
Organism: Vicia faba (fava bean)
Lineage: Eukaryota; Viridiplantae; Streptophyta; Magnoliopsida; Fabales; Fabaceae
Source: the annotation of a GenBank genome assembly